CGGGGCUGAGGGGCAGUGCUUGUGACUGCGCGAGGGGUCCGGCUGCCUUGUCAGCCAGGUGGGGACGGGUGCAUGUGGGCGCUGCGCUCCCUACUGCGUCCUGUCAGCCUGCGCACCAUGUCGCAGGGUUCGGCUCGUCGGCAGCGGCCUCCCAAAGACCCGCUGCGACACUUGCGCACGCGGGAGAAGCGUGGCCCGUCCUGGGGACCCGGGGGCCCGAGCACUGUGUACCUGCAGGUGGUGGCGGCGGGUGGCCGGGAUGCAGGCGCCGCUCUCUACGUGUUCUCUGAGUUCAACAGGUACCUCUUUAACUGCGGAGAAGGUGUCCAGCGACUUAUGCAGGAACACAAGCUGAAAGUUGCUCGCUUGGACAACAUAUUUCUGACACGAAUGCAUUGGUCAAAUGUUGGGGGGUUGUGUGGAAUGAUUCUAACUUUAAAGGAAACUGGGCUUCCAAAAUGUGUUCUUUCUGGACCUCCACAACUGGAAAAAUAUCUAGAAGCAAUCAAAAUAUUUUCUGGUCCUUUGAAAGGAAUAGACCUAGCUGUGCGGCCACACUCUGCACCAGAGUACAAGGAUGAGACCAUGACUGUUCACCAGGUCCCUAUCCACAGUGAACGGAGGUAUGGCAGACAGCAGCCCCUGCAGAGCCCAAAAAGGUCUCCCAAUAGGCUCAGUCCAGAACAGUCAUCAUCAGACUCUGCGUCAACUGAUACAUCAGCUGAAAAUGGGGAGCACCAUCCAGAUGGCAGCAGUGCAGGUACCAACAGGAAAGCAAGUGGCAGGGACCCUUCCUUAGUGGUGGCUUUUAUAUGCAAGCUUCACAUGAGGAAAGGAAACUUCUUGGUGCUCAAAGCAAAGGAGCUGGGCCUUCCUGUUGGGACGGCCGCCAUUGCACCCAUCAUUGCUGCUGUCAAGAAUGGGGAGAGUAUCACUCACGAAGGAAGGGAGAUCACCCCUGAAGAGCUUUGCACACCCCCAGAUCCUGGUCUUGCGUUUAUCGUGAUAGAAUGUCCUGAUGAAGGAUUCAUCCAGCCCAUCUGUGAGAAUGACAACUUUAAAAGGUACCAGGGAGAGGCUGAUGCCCCCGUGGCCCUGGUGGUCCAUAUUGCCCCAGAUUCUGUACUCACUGACACCAGGUACCAGCAGUGGAUGGAGAGGUUCGGACCUGACACCCAGCACCUGAUUCUGAAUGAAACUUGUUCAUCGGUUCACAACCUCCGCAGCCACAAGAUCCAAACUCAGCUCAACCUCAUCCACCCUGACAUCUUCCCCCUCCUCACUAGCUUCUACAAUAAGGUAGAGGAAGGCUCUGCCCUCAACAUGCCCAUAGUUCGGGGUGAAUGCCUCCUCAAGUAUCAGCUCCGCCCCAAGAGAGAGUGGCAGAGGGAUACCACACUCACCUAUAAUACUGAUGAAUUCAUAGCUGAGGCCUUGGAGCUCCCCAAUUUCCAGGAGAGUGUGCAGGAGUAUAAGAAGAGCGUGCAGGAAAGCCCAGCCCCAGAAGAGAAAAGAAGCCAGUAUCCUGAAAUUGUCUUCCUGGGUACGGGGUCUGCCAUCCCAAUGAAGAUCCGAAAUGUCAGUUCCACACUCAUCAACUUGAGCUCUGACAAGUCAGUGCUGUUGGACUGUGGAGAGGGCACUUUUGGGCAGCUGUGCCGCCAUUAUGGACAGCAAAUAGACAGAGUCCUGUGCAACCUCACUGCUGUGUUUGUGUCCCACCUGCACGCGGACCACCACACGGGCUUGCUGAAUAUCUUGCUGCAGAGAGAGCAUGCGCUGGAGUCUCUGGGGAAACCCUUCCAGCCUUUGCUGGUGGUGGCCCCUACCCAGCUCAGGCCCUGGCUGCAGCAAUAUCACAACCAGUGCCAGGAGAUUCUGCACCACAUCAGUAUGAUUCCUGCCAAAUGCCUUCAGAAAGGGGCAGAGGUCACUAGUCCCCAAAUUGAAAGGCUAAUCAGCUUGCUGUUGGAAACAUGUGACUUAAAAGAAUUUCAGACCUGCCUGGUACGGCACUGCAAACAUGCUUUCGGCUGUGCGCUGGUACACUCCUCUGGCUGGAAAGUGGUCUACUCGGGGGACACCAUGCCCUGUGAGGCGCUAGUCCAGAUGGGGAAAAAUGCCAAUCUCCUGAUACAUGAAGCCACUCUGGAGGAUGGCUUGGAAGAAGAAGCAGUGGAAAAGACACACAGUACAACCUCCCAGGCUAUUCAUGUGGGGAUGCGGAUGAAUGCUGAGUUCAUCAUGCUGAACCACUUCAGUCAGCGCUACGCCAAGAUCCCCCUCUUCAGCCCUGACUUCAAUGAGAAAGUUGGCAUCGCCUUUGACCACAUGAAGAUCUGCUUGGGAGACUUCCCAACAGUGCCCAAGCUGAUCCCCUCACUGAAGGCCCUGUUCGCCGAUGACAUUGAAGAGAUGGUAGAGCGGAAGGAGAAGCGGGAACUACGGCUGGUGCGAGCGGCCCUCCUGGCCCAGCAGGACAUGGAGCCCCAGCAGAAGCGGGCCGUCAUGGAGGAGCCGCACAGCCCACAGAGUAAGAAGGUCAGAACCCAGUGAAGGUCUAAGCCACCCUGGACUAAAGGCUGUGUACUUCUGCCCUGUGCGGAAGCCACAUCUUCUGUCAUCCUUGUGGGAGCCAGCGCACACAAUCUAGCUGGGAGGCAGCCUGGCAUCCGUAUGGAGUCCUCUAUGGCCAUGGCUGGGGGAGCACCUAUCCGUCAGGUGCCUCCCAUGCCUGGAGGAGAACACAGUGGCAGGACAGGAGGCCACACAGUGAAAGACAGCAAGCCAGUCUUGAAAGAAGCCAUGGAAAUUGAGGUGUUUGCCCUCACUCACUAGCACAGUGGUCUCUGCGUGCUAGAGACAAGCCACGAUACAGGUGAAAUUGGGUGUAUGUGUCCCAGGCUUCAAGAAUAUAGUAUUUCCAAGGACUCAGACUCAAUAAAGCUCAAGUUUGGAAUCCUGAGUUCUGUGGCUUCAUCAUGGUACUGCUUCAGUGUGGGGUCUUCUAUGGGCUGGGUUACCCAGUGUGCCCUGCGUGCUCCAGUGGCUGCAAGGAUCCGUGGAGCCUUUUCUCUUGCCCCAUGAUGAGAAUGAAAAGCACUAUGAAAGUAGGAAGAAAUGCCACCUUGGCCUAGAUGCCCUGUUGGAUCUGAAAACAGGUUAGUGACUGGAACUUGGACAGAUGUUCAAAGUCGACUCUAAUGUUUAUAUUCCCCCCCACCCACCCAGGAAAGCACGGGAAGCACCAUAGACAAUCGAGUGUGAGACAGCAAGCACUCGGCCCUCCUUCCCUGGUGGCGAUCUUCAGACUUCCUCCCGGGGCAGUACUGGGUGUUGUCACUGCCCAGCCACCUCUACUGAAACAAGACCAUGUGCCAAGCUCAGGGAUAAUAAAUCUAUUUUAAUAACAUUA
This is a messenger RNA of Phodopus roborovskii (desert hamster), 3415 nucleotides long. RefSeq names its product elaC ribonuclease Z 2 (gene Elac2). Gene Ontology annotation, cellular component: mitochondrion. The transcript is spliced from 24 exons. The record is from RefSeq and is a predicted model, not a curated record. Gene Ontology annotation, biological process: mitochondrial tRNA 3'-end processing. The coding region runs from base 73 to 2556 and encodes 827 amino acids. Gene Ontology annotation, molecular function: 3'-tRNA processing endoribonuclease activity. NCBI's taxonomy places the organism in Eukaryota, Metazoa, Chordata, Mammalia, Rodentia, Cricetidae.